AUGGCCCCAGCUUCCAAAAGUAUUCCUUAUCCCUGUGUUGAGUGCAAGUCCAACUGUGGAAGAGCAAAAGGAGAGGGGGGUAGUAUUGAAUGCCAUGUUUGUGAACGCUGGGUUCACUCAAAGUGUGCAAAUGUUUCCCCUGAAAUUCUGAAGUUUAUUAAAGAGAACUCCUCCAUUAGUUUUACAUGUGAAGACUGUAAAGCUGGAGCGGAGAAGCUGAACAAGAGAGUCAGAACAAUGAACCAAAGAAUGGAAGAGAUAGAGAAAGAGGUUAAAAGUAACCGUGAAGACAUUGAGGCUGUAGGAAACAAAGUUGAGGAUCUGAGUGAUAUUAGUAACAAAAAUACCAAAGAUAUUAAGGAACUGCCCCAAACAAUAGAAGAUUCACUUCUUUAUGAGCUAAGAGAAAGAGAAGAUAGGAAGGGGAAUCUACUUUUUCAUAACAUAGCUGAGGCUAAUGAAGAUGUAAGAAAUGGUAAAGCUAGACAAGAGAAGGAUAUCAAGUGUCUCCUUGAGAUCCUUGACAAGAUUGGAGUAAGACUUAAAGAGGAAAAUGUCAAGUUUUCUAGAAGGAUUGGAGAGAAGAAGGAAAACUGUAGACCUUUGCUGAUUGGAUUUAGUAGUCUGGAAAUAAGUAAAGAAAUUCUUGAAAAAGCCAAGAACCUUCCUGCCACUAGAUAUGCAGAUAUUAGGAUCGUGCCAGACCUCACCAAGAAACAAAGAGAGGAGGAGGAGAGAAUGAGAAGAGAAGUUCUGAAGCGUAACUCUGAGCUGGACAAUGAUACUGCACAGAACUCUGAAUGGAAACUUGUAGGACCACGAGGUGAGAGAAGAAUUAGACUAGUGAAGAAGUUUUUCCCCAGGAGAAAUUAUAAUACUCAAAGUUCUGAAAGGAGGGACAGGUUUCAGCGAACAGAGCGUAGGAGCAUUGAAUAUGUCAAUGAAGGUAGGAGAACUCAAAAUAGGAAAAGAAGUCGAUCAAAGGAAUCCCCAGAGAAACAUAAAGAGGACAAAAGAACCAAAACUAACAGAGAUCAGACAAAUAAAGAUACUGAUGAGGAGGACAAUGUCCAGAAUGAUGAAGAACCAGCAGAAGAUACAAGGGAAGAUUAUGAUCAAGCUUCUAAAUCAGCUAUGGGGGAGCCCCUGGAACGCAGGGUUAAUGAGGAAGAAAGAUAUAUCCCUGACUGGAAUAAAGCUGAUGUUAAAAACCUUAGGAAUGCUUUGAACCGUAUGGACUGGUUCGAACUUCUGAAUGAUAAAUGUACAAGUCUGCAAAGCAAGGAGUAUGAGGAUAGGUUAAAAGAGCUUGGUCUUCAAUCUCUAGAAGAAAGAAGGAUUAGAUAUGACAUGAUUCAAGUGUUCAAACUAAUGCACAAUUACGACGAUGUAGACAGGAGACAGUUCUUCCAGACUGCAGGAGAAGAAUCAGUCAGGGUUACCAGGCAAUCUUCUGAUGCAUUAAAUAUACUAACAACCAGAUGCAGGACUGAGGUUAGAAGAAAUUUCUUCACCAACAGAGUAGCGGAGAAAUGGAACAAAUUACCAGAAUAUAUCAAAAGAGCAGGAAAUAUUAAAACUUUCAAGUCUUUAUAUGAUAAAAUACCGGAACAGCAGGAAUGA
Eurytemora carolleeae is the source of this 1623-nucleotide messenger RNA. Its product is annotated as caldesmon-like. Lineage: Eukaryota; Metazoa; Arthropoda; Copepoda; Calanoida; Temoridae. The record is from RefSeq and is a predicted model, not a curated record. Bases 1 to 1623 code for a protein of 540 amino acids. The transcript has 3 exons.